AUGCAGAGCAGGGUUCCCUAUGGUCUGAGGGAUGUUUUUGGCAGCCUGUGGGAAUGCUUGGGUACUGUACAAGUGGAGGUGGACAUUGGUCGAGAGGAGAGAGAUGUUCUUACUGGCAACAGAGAAUGGUCCAACAGCACUGAGACAGCCUCCCCGUCUUACUUAGAGGAGGGAGUACUCCUUCCCGUGGUGGUUCCCAGCGUCCAAGUGCUCAGCAAGGUGGGAGACUCCGUGCUGCUGGCGGCAGAGUGCCCUCCUGGCUUCCAAGUGCGUGAGGCCAUCUGGCGAUCUCUCUGGCCAUCAGAGGAGCUCCUGGCCACGUUUUUCCGGAGUUCCUUGGAGACUCUGUACCACUCCCGUUUCCUGGGCCGAGUCCAGCUACAUGGCAACCUCAGCCUGGAGCUUGGGCCCCUGAAAACUGGGGACAGCGGCAACUUCUCUGUGCUGAUGGUGGACACCGGGGGUCAAACCUGGACCCAGACCCUGCAUCUCAAGGUGUACGAUAUGGUGCCCAAGCCCAUGGUUCAAGUGUUCACUGCUGCAACGGAAGAAGUUCAACCCCUCCAUACCUGCCAGGUCUUCUUGUCCUGUUGGGCCCCCAACAUCAGUGACAUAACGUAUAGCUGGCGACGGGAUACGCUAAUGGAUGUUGAUGUGGAACCACACAGCCUUUUCUCAAAUGGACAGGUGUUAAGUGUCUCGCUGGGACUGGGAGACAAAGAUGUGGCCUAUACCUGCAUUGCCUCCAACCCUGUCAGCAGGGAUAUGGCCACAGUCACACCCUGGGAGAGCUGCCAUCAUGAAGCAGCCUCCGGGAAGGCCUCCUACAAGGAUGUGCUGCUGGUGGUAGUGCCAAUCUCAGUGUUCCUGAUUCUAGCUGGUCUCUUUGGGGCAUGGCACCAUGGCCCCUGCUCAGGGAAAAGAAAAAGGAAGGAUGCUGGCACUGACAGGGUGGUUCCAGAGACAGAGAAUCCCCUUGUGUAAGAUACGCCGUGAGGGACAACGUAAACUGGUGCUUGGAUCAUGAUGAGACGCCCUGCCCAGCCACAUGAUGCACACCCAGAACUUGCAGGGUCCUCAUAACUUCCAAAAGUCUCCUGUCUGCUGCUAGAGAACAGCCAAGGAAGCCAUCACCCUGGCUCCAACUUCCUCCCUCCUCCCUCCCCUUUGCACAUGCUGGAUCUUCUCCGGGCAAGGUGGACUCAGAGGGUGCUUCCUCAAGUGCACUGGACAUUCUCUAGGAUCUACAGAGACACUGUCCUUCUCUACUACUGUAUAGAAGAAUUACUUAACUAUCAAGAGACUGCCUCCAGGCCAGGUCCUGGGCCCUAAGAGAUAUCAGACAUUUGAGCUAACAGGGAAAUUGAGCUAACAACUGCCAAUUCCAACCGCAGCCCCUGGAGUCUGAGAUCCUUGUGUUCAAGAUGUUAUAAUAAGAAAAGUUAGAGAAUAAGGAAAAGUGGAGGGAAGAGCUUUUCUUUUCUGGCCUGAAGGACUUUCAGCAUCUGAGUUCAAGGGUCCUCAAAGGUAAAUUGAGGUUAUACCUGAUGAAGGAUAGCUGACAUGCCAUCUUGGGAUGGAAGCCAUUUUUCUGGUAGCACCUACUAAUAGACAUCUUUAUCACCAUUAACUACUCUCAUGCCUUCUGCAUGAUCUGGGGUGGUGUUUGAGGGUCUCUCUGUACAUUCUACACAGUUGCCAGAAAGGAAAAAAAAACAAAAAACAGAGAGUUUGGCCCAGCCAACAGGAAAGCCUUGCACAAUGGCAAGGGAAGCCACUAAGUUCAGGGUGCGUGUGUCCUCCUAAAACUGGGAGAAGACGAGCCAUGAAAAGCUACACAGGAGGAACACUGUGGAGGGAAAGGAUACUGAGACACUUUAGAAUCUACCACAUUCAUUUUCAGAUGCAAGUGUAGAAGACUCAACUAAAUUCAAGGGGAGAGCAAAAGCCCUACCACUCAACUGUGGGAUCGUCAAGGUCGCUUUGACAUAUGCUAUAGAGGAUACUGUUAUGGCCGUCUUUGGAAAAUAUAUCCUGCCAUUGAAUGAUUCUGUCUUUAAAAAGCCUAUGCUGCUUGGGAAAACAAAGCACUUACUGAGUUAAAUUUAUCUUCCUGGAGUAGCAGCUACUAAGGUCCAUGCUUAUUCUCAUCCAAAUGGAAUGGGUUUUAUUCUGGGGCCCCACCCAGACCUUGAUAAUGGAGAGGAAGGAGGCACUGAAGAAGCAGAGAUAGUUUUGAAUAUGUUUCCUGGGUGGCUUCAGUCUCUCCACCCAGGAAGUCAGUCCUGCUGCCCUGGCACCUUCCUCUUCUCCCCACUGCCAAGACAGUCACUUCACCUGGGACAAGUAAUGGGUACCACCACGGGCUUGUGUGUUCGUUCCGAUUACACACCUCCUCUCCACUUCCUGGUCCCCUCUCGAUGGCCUUUCUCAGAGGUUCCUGGCUUCACAGAAUUCUUUCCCUCACCUGCACUCACCUUUCUUCUAUCCCCUUUCCUCCAACUUCCACAUGCAGAAUGCACAUGCCCGCACAGCCUGGCAGCUUGUGCUGCCCUCCCCUGCCACCUAUAGGUAUCUUCUCACCAACUCAUGGAAAACCAGCCUGUCCAUGAAACAAUGUGAAAAGGGAAGCCCAGGCUUUAGUGAUGAGCUAUGGUGGUUCUGGGGUGAUAAAACACACACUGUCCCCCACCUUUCCCUCCCUGUAUCUCUACAACCUCACCUCAAAUCCAAGCAUAGGUCUCAUCUUCGUGAGGUGGCUUUUAUCUACCUUGUGUAGACAGUGGUUUUGCAGGGAAUUGUACCAGGGCCUCUUGGAACAGCACAUGCUGCUCAAACACACUGCUGUUCCCAUCCCCAGUGACUCACUUGCCAACUAGUAGACUUAUUAUCCUUCCUCUGGAAAACACAAAGUGCUUGUGGGAGACCAAUCUUAUUCUAAGAGAUGUUGGGAAAGAUGCUUCAAAAGUUACACCAUCCCAACUAUGAACUGAGCGUUCAGCAAAUGCUGAGAACUC
Molecule: messenger RNA, 3017 nt
Organism: Onychomys torridus (southern grasshopper mouse)
Lineage: Eukaryota; Metazoa; Chordata; Mammalia; Rodentia; Cricetidae
Gene: Slamf8
Product: SLAM family member 8
Exons: 6
Coding region: 1-984 (327 amino acids)
Biological process (GO): regulation of B cell differentiation; leukocyte chemotaxis involved in inflammatory response
Molecular function (GO): signaling receptor activity
Source: RefSeq, a predicted model, not a curated record